AUGUACGAAGGCCUCGGCGCAGGCUUUAAAGAUUGGGGGCUCAGAUUCCUGGACGUACUUAUCGCCGCGCAGGUGAUUAGCGGCGGCGACUGGCCCGAGGACUUUAAGGCUCGUGCUUUGAACCGAUACCUCGAGGGCCCAGCGCGCAAGUAUUUUGACCGGAUGAAGACAAUUUGGUCGGCGGAGUCGCCAAUGCUGAAGCAUUUGAUGAACCGGAUGUUAGAGCGUGCUGAUCGUACCUGGACUGAACAAUAUCAGUAUUUGCUGGCAAUCUCGAGUGCUGCAGACUGUUCGGACCGUUUUGUGCUGCAGUACAUCUGCGAGUGUGCGUCGCCUGACGUCAAGAGGGCGAUGCAAACGAGGAUUGACCGUCGUCGCGCCGACCAUCUACGACAAGCGUGGGAACUGGCGGACUUCGCUAGCACGCUCGAGGCGGAUAUGAAUGGUGGAGGAAAUGCGCACGGCAGAAACUUCCGCGGGAGUCGCAGCGGUGGCCACGGUGGCAACACUGGCAGCGGUAAUCUAGUCGCGAAUGCUGUCAAGGAUGCAGGCAGCGAAAGCAUCGAGCGACGCUGCUGGCGCUGCGGCGAACCGGGCCACCUGAAGAAAGACUGCACGGGCAAGAAGAAGGAAGGCCAGGCGAUCCUGUUGAUUGACCCUGUGGACUGUAGCGAGACAUGCAAGGUUGCCGACGGCCAGUCCAUGUCGGUGACCAAGAAGGGCAGCAUCGUGCUUCGUGCCGCGGUUGAUGGCACUGAACACGACGUUGUGAUAAGCAAUGUGUACUUCGGUGACCGACUUGCGCAGAACUUGCUGUCGUACUGCAAGAUCGAAGAAAAGGGCUUCAUAUUGGUCUACAAGGGAAAGCGUCGGUACCUGGCGAGGGUUGCUGAUGGC
Messenger RNA from Phytophthora sojae, 897 nucleotides. RefSeq lists its product as hypothetical. Gene Ontology annotation, molecular function: zinc ion binding; nucleic acid binding. The record is from RefSeq and is a predicted model, not a curated record. The annotation marks the transcript as partial. Lineage: Eukaryota; Oomycota; Peronosporomycetes; Peronosporales; Peronosporaceae. The transcript is spliced from 3 exons.